AACAGAUCUGGCUUUCUACUUUUGCUCUGUAAUUGUCCGCUUCCUAACCGGAUCAUUGCACUCACGGUCUGAAGGUUCAGACGUAAUUUUGUUACAUAUGUGUAAAAUAUAUAUAUCUAAAAAACGCAUAACUCUGCAUUUUCUUAUAAAAAAAUUUGGCCACAGUCAGGCCACACAGAAUGAUCACUGGUGUGGACAUGUGGCCUUGAUUACUCUGAGGAAACCUGACUGUCCUUCCCAGGGGUCAUUCGUUGUUGCCAUGUAUUGGUUACGUGGGGUCAUUCUUUGCGCCUGAACAUCAAGUCCGGCUACUCUCGCGCAUACAUCGUCUAACUGAAAUUCACUCCGAGGCUUUCAUCCACAAACCGAAAUGACUUGAGUUCCUAUCUGGUAUGUCUAGCGAGAGUUGGGUCUAGAAGAUCAGUGGAUAGUGUCACUUCUGUGGACUAGUAAAUGUGUUAUUUCUGUUGAGGGAUGCGGUGACCAUCAUGCGUGGCAGACGUCAGUUAUUGGCCAGUGUAAUACAUUUUAUACGCUAGUUACAAUUGUUCAUACAUGAAAAACAAUUUAUUUUCUUAAUUUAUAAAUUAUUCUUGGCUAUAUCAUGAAGAUGAAACCAGUUGAGCUUUCAAGUCAUCAUUAUGUAAGAUAGUGUCUAAAAAUAAUAUUGGGAGUAAUACUUAUUGUCGUGUUCACUGCUUUCUUUGACUAUAGUGGAGAUAGACUUGUGGGGAAUACAUGAAUGAUGACUCAUGGGCGAUAGAUGGACGGCAGAUAUUGAAGUAUCCAGUAGAGAGCCCCCCAGGUUUGUCCACAAGGAGCGGAGCCCCCGUUUCAAGAAGGGCGCCUCCUUUGAUAAACCCCAUCACGUCACUCUCCCUCCCAUCUCGGGCGCCGACCAAGAGGAUUCCUGGAAACAAAGGCCGAGCUCCCCUUCCGUCACUUCCCCGGCGGACAUAUUCGGCUCCAAGCCGACAAGUCACUUCUCGUUCGGGCCGCCCAGGCUGUUGCCCGACACACCCGGGCAACUGAGGGGUGGCAUGAGCAGUAACGGAUCAGCAGGGAUGGAUAGCAUGUGGGACGACAGAGGUGCGCCUGGCGACAUGUGCCCUAAGCCGAGAUGCUCUGCCAACGCUCGAGAAAGAGAUAGAACCCACAGCGUGAACACAGCCUUCGUGACAUUGAGGACAUUAAUACCCACAGAACCAGCAGACCGGAAAUUAUCAAAGAUUGAGACUUUGAGGCUGGCAGCCAGCUAUAUAGCCCACCUCAGCACAGUGCUGAUGGUAGGCGCUGAGUGCUCUGAACAGCCUUGUAUCAAACACCAGGCUAUGAUUCGUGCCCACCAGCCCAUGGAAAUACCCAAACCUGUCUGUACUUUCUGCUUGAGCGCCGCCAGACAUAAACCAAUUAGACCAGACAGUUGUAUGUUCAAAGAUGUUCGCCACCCAUUGCCUAUCAGCAUCAGACGGUGACGUCGAAAAAAAACGAACUCACUCGCUUCAGUAUCAUUGCCACACAUCACGUGACUCAAACCAAAGAGAGGAACCUGAUCUAUAAAUAGACUCAGAGUUGAUUGGUGCUUUCAAACGUCAUAUCUCUGCAGGCUAUGCGUGCCAUGCAAGAACGUGCCUUACACUUAGCAGACGAUACUUCUGGAACUUUCUGGAACUUAUCUACAUGGUAAAGUUCGUCUUGUGCCAAAGUUUUGACCUGCAUUGAGAGAUUUUUUUGUUUCACAACUUCCAAGCUGAAUUAAAAACUAAAAAAAAAAUUACAAAAUAUUUUUAAAAGUUUCAACGCUGACUUUCUGUGCUGGACACAUCCUCAGUAAAUUGUAUUUGAGAAUUAGUUGGAUGGAAUGUUCUAGAAGUUCUUAAAGUCAGAAGAUUAUUUCAGGAAGACGUGAACUAGAAGGGACGUUACAAUGUUUACUUAUAGAAGCUUUAUGAGCUGCUAGAUCUACUCGCCAAUAAGUGACUCUGAAGAUGUGUUUCGUUGGUUAUGUCCCAGAAGUAGAACUUUUUGACGUAUUUUUUUUUUAUUAAUAGCGGCAUAUAUUGAAAGGUGAAUUUGUUCCCCUCCAUGAUGUUUGUAAUAGGGUAAGGGUGGGGGGGAUGGUCUAACACUUAUGUUCAUAGAUGUUCAAAGUCCUUUGACUUUUUUUUAUCACUUAGGCCUAAUGCUAUUGUGAAUUCCCCUCACAAGAUGUCAUUGUGGGACAUACUCGCUCUUUUCCUUGCUGUAGGAGUGUGGUUUCUAGACGGUAAAGAAAUAGAUACUGGGCCGCUAUCUAGACGGUAAAGAAAUAGAUACUGGGCCGCUAUCUAGACGGUAAAGAAAUAGAUACUGGGCCGCUAUCUAGACGGUAAAGAAAUAGAUACUGGGCCGCUAUCUAGACGGUAAAGAAAUAGAUACUGGGCCGCUAUCUAGACGGUAAAGAAAUAGAUACUGGGCCGCUAUCUAGACGGUAAAGAAAUAGAUACUGGGCCGCUAUCUAGACGGUAAAGAAAUAGAUACUGGGCCGCUAUCUAGACGGUAAAGAAAUAGAUACUGGGCCGCUAUCUAAAUGGUAAAGAAAUAGAUACUGGGCCGCUAUCAUGAACGAUUCACGAAUUCAUCAAUAUCAUAUAUAUUAUUUUUAAAGACUGACAAUGUAUACACUUUUUACUUAUCAGAUUCAUAACACUAAUGUGAUGUGAAACUCUAUGGGAAAAUAAACAAAUAUAGUCUAUAUUUUUUUGGAAGACCACAUCUAAGUUUAUUGUGUAUUAUUAAAACACUUAGUGUGCAUAUCGUUUACAAUGGAGGCCAUUCUCACAUAUAAACAAUUUUAAAAAUUCCAUGUGCAGAUAUAAAUACACAUUCAAUUAUAAUCUAGCAACUGCCUUUAAAUGUAAAAAGUAUGUGACCGAGACAAAAGUUAAAAAAAAAUUUACCAUCAAUAUUUUUUUUCUAAAAGCUGUCUUACACUAAAUAAACUUUAUUUAAACAAGUAAGCAAACAACAUAUAGUCUAGAUAUGAGAAUGUAGUGUAGCCAACAAACAACAUUUAGUCAACAAACAGCAUCUAGUGUAGCCAACAAACAACAUUUAGUCAACAAACAGCAUCUAGUGUAGCCAACAAACAACAUCUAGUGUAGUCAACAAACAGCAUCUAGUGUAGCCAACAAACAACAUCUAGUGUAGCCAACAAACAACAUCUAGUGUAGUCAACAAACAGCAUCUAGUGUAGCCAACAAACAGCAUCUAGUGUAGCCAACAAACAACAUCUAGUGUAGUCAACAAACAACAUCUAGUGUAGUCAACAAACAGCAUCUAGUGUAGCCAACAAACAACAUCUAGUGUAGCCAACAAACAACAUCUAGUGUAGUCAACAAACAGCAUCUAGUGUAGCCAACAAACAACAUCUAGUGUAGUCAACAAACAGCAUCUAGUGUAGCCAACAAACAUCUAGUGUAGCCAACAAACAGCAUCUAGUGUAGCCAACAAACAUCUAGUGUAGCCAACAAACAACAUCUAGUGUAGUCAACAAACAACAUUUAGUCAACAAACAGCAUCUAGUGUAGUCAACAAACAGCAUCUAGUGUAGCCAACAAACAUCUAGUGUAGCCAACAAACAGCAUCUAGUGUAGCCAACAAACAGCAUCUAGUGUAGCCAACAAACAACAUCUAGUGUAGCCAACAAACAACAUCUAGUGUAGUCAACAAACAACAUCUGGUGUAGCCAACAAACAACAUUUAGUCAACAAACAGCAUCUAGUGUAGCCAAAAAACAACAUUUAGUCAACAAACAACAUCUAGUGUAGCCAGCAAACAACAUUUAGUCAACAAACAGCAUCUAGUGUAGCCAACAAACAACAUCUAGUGUAGUCAACAAACAACAUCUGGUGUAGCCAACAAACAACAUUUAGUCAACAAACAACAUCUAGUGUAGCCAACAAACAACAUUUAGUCAACAAACAGCAUCUAGUGUAGCCAACAAACAACAUCUAGUGUAGUCAACAAACAACAUCUAGUGUAGCCAACAAACAUCUAGUGUAGCCAACAAACAACAUCUAGUCAACAAACAGCAUCUAGUGUAGCCAACAAACAACAUUUAGUCAACAAACAACAUCUAGUGUAGCCAACAAACAACAUCUAGUGUAGCCAACAAACAACAUCUAGUGUAGACAACAAACAACAUCUAGUGUAGCCAACAAACAACAUCUAGUGUAGUCAACAAACAACAUCUAGUGUAGCCACAAACAACAUUUAGUCAACAAACAGCAUCUAGUGUAGCCAAAUAACAGCAUCUAGUGUAGCCAACAAACAACAUCUAGUGUAGUCAACAAACAACAUCUAGUGUAGUCAACAAACAACAUCUAGUGUAGUCAACAAACAACAUAUAAUGGAGCGAAGCGUUAAAAAAAAACUAGUUUCCAAUUAAAGCUCCCCAUGUCCACGUGACAGUGCACGUGCAUUCAGAUAAAUUAGGUCGUCAGGUAAAAGGAAUACUCAUUGAGCUUGUAAGGUGAGGUAGAACAAAAAAAAAAAAAGGAAGACAGACUCAUAAUAGUGCUCAAACCUGCUCUCUGCCAACUGGCCACCCUCGGGUUGAAGUAUAUUAUCUUCAACCUAAGAAAACUUAACAAAUAAUAAGUAAUGAGAGACCAAUUGGGAAAAAAAAAAAAAAAAAGCGGAUGAAAAAUAAAAUUAAAAAAAAAAGGUAAGAUGGACUGUAGUAAAAUUGAAACAUGAAAAAACAGACUUGGAAUAUUUAGAAAACAAAACGAGACUUGAACCUAAUUAAAUUGGUGAAGUUAGCUAAAAUAAAAUAACUGGUGGCCAAAAACAUUUUAAGUUCUGUACGCAUCAGGGCUAAUUAAUUAUGCAUGCAUUUGUACUUUGAACUCAGCAAGGUCACAGACAUAAAUAUUUAGUUUAAAUACAUGAUCUGAAUGCUACAAUAUGUGUUUAUGUUUUUUUAAAGGGAGAUCAUGCUUUGUGUGUGUCUGAGAGAGGGAGAGACAAAGAGAGAUGAAGGAAGAGAGGAAGAGAGAGAGAGAGAGAGUAUUAUGAAGUAUAAUAUCCUAACUAUAUCUAUGUUGCUGUACGCGGGUAAAGACACCUGAACAAAUGCUCAAAUGUAUCAACGAUGUGAAUAGUAUUUUGUAUUUCUCUUUAAAAACAAUUGAAAGAAAUUAUUUGAUGUAUUGAAACAAAUAUGUAUGUAUGUAUGUAUGUAUUUGUGAAUGUAUGUAUGCACAAGGCCGGCCUAAGGCCACUGCAACCUAAGCGACCUCAGUGCCCGCCCCCCCCCCCCCCAUUCAUAGGUCCGCGCUAAUUCUAAGACUAAGACUGCUUUAUUGAUCCUUAUGGAAAUUUGUUAUGUAAGUGUAAAUUAUAAAAUUAAACCAUUAUAACUUGUAGCAGGAUUACUGUGCCCUCCUGAUUUUCCAAGAACUCCUGCAAUCCUCCUGAAAUUGCAAAAUAUACAAAAAAGGCCUGGAAAUCUCCUGAAAUUAUUACAAUCUCUUGAAUAUCAUAAAAAUCUGAAAUAUAGACAAAAUUGUCAUUUGGGCGAGUCAUUCAAUAUGAAAAACUCCAAUCAUGCGCGAUUUAAAAAAAAAAGUGUAACUGCGGCAUCUGGUGAGAAAGGUUUCUCGCGUUUCAGACUAACUUGAGAAUUACUUGAGGUCAAUAAUUCACGAAUAUUAAUUGAACAAUUAGAUAAUUCUUACUUUUGAGCGUGAUCUAUUUAGUAAACAGAAUUUUGAUAAUAUACUUCUUGACUUGGCUACACGCAAGGUUCGUCAAGUCAACUUGAUCGUGAUUUUGUACUUAGUCAAAAGUGAAUCAAACGUAAAGACGAUUUUUUUCUAAUACUAAAUCCUAAUUUUCCCUUACUAUCCGUUUGCUUUCCCAGACUGGGCCCCUCGAAAUCCAUUUCGCAUAGGGCCACGCAAUUGUUAGGACCGGCCCUGUAUAUGUAUUGUAUGUAUGUAUGUAUGUAUGCAUGUAUCUACUUAUGUAUGUAUGUAUGUAGUGUUGUACUUCUUAUUGGCUUGCCAUAAUGUGGACACUAUGUGUUGAGCUUUGUAAACAAUUUUUUUUUUCCGAUUUUACUUUUAAUUAAGAAUUGUUAAAAACCUGCAAUUGGGUUCCAACAACAAAUAUCUUUAGUACCUGGAAUAAUAAUUCCUGGAUAUUAGUAUGAACAUAAUUUGCUAACAACAUGAUUCAAAGUAUAGGUUAAUAAUUUUAAAAAAAGUCACAUUUGAAUCACUGCAAAAAAAAAAAAUAAUAAAAAAUAAAAAUAGAUCUAAACUAUUAUUGUUCUAUUUCUACUUGCAGAAUGAAAAAAAACUGCAAUCAAAUAAAUUAAAAAAAAAAAUCCCCUUGAUCAAUCUAUUUAUUUAUUGAUGUCUAAAGACUCUCGAAAAAUAUAAAUCUCAAGCGUUAUUCCAUCUUAAUGUUUCCAUUUAAAAGAUUCAAGCUUAGCCUACCAGAGUUCACAGUUAAAUUGUUUGAAUUUCAAUGUACCAAGCAAAAGUAAAGUAUAAACGAUAACAUCAACAGCUAGGGUCAUGGUUAGCAUCUGCUAACCGUCAGGUCUUAGUAGUACAAGUUUUAAGAUAACAUCAGUACAUAGUUCAAAUUAAUUAUUGAAUAUGUAAUUCAAUCAAAAUAUCGGAAUUAAUGUUGGUUGACUGCUUUGUUUAUUAGUAAAUAUUGAUUUGUUAUGCUUUACUUUGCGCAUGUGUGGUAGAUUAAAAAUGUGUCACGUUAACAACGAAUUAAAUAUUGUGAUUUUUUUUUAUUGGACACAAAUAUUAUCAUAAAACAUGUAUGCUACAUUUUGAUCUCCUGUUUUCAUGUGUUCACAUGUACAAUUAAAAUAACGACUAGAAUCUA
This is a messenger RNA of Biomphalaria glabrata, 6897 nucleotides long. Its product is annotated as transcription factor 15-like. Gene Ontology annotation, molecular function: DNA-binding transcription factor activity, RNA polymerase II-specific; protein dimerization activity; RNA polymerase II transcription regulatory region sequence-specific DNA binding. Lineage: Eukaryota; Metazoa; Mollusca; Gastropoda; Planorbidae. Bases 753 to 1475 code for a protein of 240 amino acids. The record is from RefSeq and is a predicted model, not a curated record. The transcript has 4 exons. Gene Ontology annotation, biological process: regulation of transcription by RNA polymerase II; developmental process.